Soboliphyme baturini is the source of this 446-nucleotide messenger RNA. The record is from the annotation of a GenBank genome assembly. Lineage: Eukaryota; Metazoa; Nematoda; Enoplea; Dioctophymatida; Soboliphymatidae.
AUGCCCUUUAAACCGAUCGAAGUUCCUAAAUGCCCUAAGUGCGGAAAGUCAGUUUACGCUGCCGAGGAGAUGGUAGCCGGCGGAUACAAGUGGCAUAAGUUCUGCUUCAAAUGCACGAUGUGUAACAAGCUGCUCGAUUCGAUGACCGUCGCCGAGCACGAGGCACCGCUGUACUGCAAGCAAUGUCACGGCCGAAAGUACGGUCCCAAGGGCGUCGGGUUCGGCAUCGGCGCCGGCGCCCUCUCAAUGGACACCGGAGAGCAGUUUGGCAACACUUCGCUGCUGGAUUCAACGACCGUGUCCGAGCAUGGCACUGAGUUGUUCUGCAAAACGUGUCAUGGCAGAAAGUACGGCCCUAAGGGAGUCGGCUUUGGGUUAGGAGCCGGAACGCUUACGACAGACACGGGCGAACGAUAUGGAAACACCUCAUGCGAAAUGUCGUAAGU